Messenger RNA from Acanthoscelides obtectus, 5879 nucleotides. The record is from the annotation of a GenBank genome assembly. NCBI's taxonomy places the organism in Eukaryota, Metazoa, Arthropoda, Insecta, Coleoptera, Chrysomelidae.
AGGUCGGCGAAUAUAUGAUAUUCCAUAUCAGAAGCAACUAUUACAUCGACAAAUUCAGCUACCUGAUCAUCUCUAAAGGCAUAGUUCUUUUAACCGGCGACCAAGACAUGAACGAUUUCGUGAGCACAAUGGCGAUAGUCUUGAGCGCCGAGAUGGCUCCUGUGGCUACGAUCGUUGUGUGGCAUGUCGGCAAACACGGUGACGUCGAGGUUGACAGUUUGACCUUCCCUGUCAAUGGUAUCAGUCGCAACAAGUUCAAAGUGUUCGUCAACAACAAAAAAGCAAGGACUGGGCACAAAGUAGAAGUGGCAAUAUAUGGAGAGCCAGGCUCGUAUGUCGGUCUAUCAGGAAUCGAUCGAGCUUUCUACACGAUGCAAGCAGGAAAUGAACUUACGUAUGCGAAGGUUAUAUCGAAAAUGUCGACGUUUGACGAUGACACGAACGGAACCCAUCAUCUAACGUGGUUCUCGCAUGAGGGCAAUCCUGACGAGUUGGUUUACUUCCCUUCCAGCACAUUUGGUAUUGAUGCGAAUAGAACGUUUGAAUAUCUGGGCCUAGUGGUGUUUACUGACUUUUUGGUGCAUCGAAGACCGUCAUUCUGCAAUGCUACGCAAGGAUAUGGAGAAUGCUUAAACGGACGCUGCUACAAUUUAAGAAAACGCUGUGAUUACUUUAGAGACUGCGAAGAUGGAUCUGACGAGGCAGGAUGCCAUUACGAGAACAUGACUGAACUAGCACUAUUCAGGAAAUUUAGGUUUAACAGGAUACAAAGGCAAUACGAGAACGUAUGGUUAUGGAAAGAUGUGAAUAUUGGCCCGCAUGGCCGUUAUAUUUUCAAUAUCCCUGUACCGUCAAGGCCCGUUCAUUGGAUGAUCUCAGCAUUUUCGAUGAGCCCCUCGCUAGGCUUUGGAAUGCUUAAUAAGGCUAUCGAGUAUCUCGGAGUACUACCCUUUUUUAUCAAUGUGGAGAUGCCUAAUAGAUGUAUGCAAGGAGAACAAGUAGGCAUAAGAGUGACAGUUUUUAACUAUAUGACGGAAAACAUUGAGGCUACGGUUGUAUUGAAUGGAUCUCCAGACUAUAAAUUCGUCCAUGUCGAAGAGAAUGGUAUUGUAAGAGCAUACAAUCCCAGAACGUCAUUUGGAGAACAUCAAUUUUUCAUCUACAUCAAGGCUCAAGACGCAUCAGUAGUAUACAUACCAAUAGUAGCUACAAAACUGGGAGAUAUUGAGGUGACAAUUCAUGCCUCUACACUGAUUGGAAAAGAUCAAAUCACAAAGAAAUUACACGUCGAGUCUGACGGAGUACCGCAGUAUCGUCAUCAAUCUAUGCUAUUAGAUCUGAGCAACCGUGCGUAUGCUUUCCAGUACAUGCACGUCAAUGUGACCGAAACGCCCAUAAUUCCGUACGAGUACGAUCGAUACUACGUGUACGGCUCUAACAAGGCCAGAUUGAGCGUCGUCGGAGACGUUGUUGGACCUGUCUUUCCUACCAUGCCGGUGAACGCCACGUCUCUGCUCAACCUACCAAUGGAUUGUGGAGAACAGAAUAUAUUUUCAUUCGCCGUGAAUAUGUACACCCUUCUCUACAUGAGAUACACACAGAUAAAGAAUAGGACGAUACAAAAGCAGGCUUUCCAUCAUAUGAACAUCGGAUAUCAGAGGCAGUUGUCGUUUAUGCAACCUGAUGGAUCGUUCUCGACAUUUAGGAGCGAUUGGAAUCAGUCAGCGUCAUCGGUUUGGUUAACCGCCUACUGUGCAAGAAUAUUCCAAGAAGCCAGCUUCUACGAAUGGGAAAACUACAUAUACAUAGAUCCAGCAGUGAUAGCGAAGUCGGUGGAAUGGGUGCUGAAACAUCAGACGCAAGAAGGCGCUUUCUGGGAAGAAACUUGGGUGCCUGACAGAAAGUACAAUCUAACGCUGAACAUUGACAAUGAUCCGAUCAAGUAUAGGAAUAUCACGCUUACGGCCCACGUGCUUAUUAUGUUGGAUACCGUGAAAGACUUGACAAGCGGGUUGAGUUCGCGAGUGGCGAUAGCGGCGAAGCGGGCGAUCUAUUGGCUGGAACGCAACAUGGACCUGCUGAAGGAGCGCGGCACACCGUUCGACGUCGCGAUCGUGGCGUACGCUUUGAUGAAGGCGAAGGCGCCUAACGCGGACGCCGCCUUCUUGGAGCUGUCCAAGAGGCAACGAUUCGAAGGCGGUUUGCUUUAUUGGGGACGACACGCUAUACCGCAGCCGCCGUACAAGAUCGAGAACCAGAAGCCGUUCUUGCUGCCCCGGCUGCCCUACGAAUACGAUUCGGAGAACAUUGAAGCGACAGCGUACGCGUUGAUGGUAUACGUGGCAAGACAAGAAAUCUACGUGGAUAACAUAGUGCGAUGGUUGAAUACCCAACGAUUGACUGAUGGUGGUUGGGCGUCAACCUCGGAUACUGCCAAUGCUAUGCGCGCAUUGAUUGAAUAUACAUCUGCUCAGAGGAUUCGAGAUAUUUCCAGCCUUUCCGUCAUCGUCGAAGCGACCGCGUUGCCAGGAAAGACUCAGGUUCUUUACGUUAACGACAAGAACAGAGUCAACUUGCAGUACAUCGAUAUACCGAACGCGUGGGGCACAGUGAAGGUGCAAGCUAAAGGUACAGGUUACGCGAUUCUCCAGAUGUCCGUCCAGUACAACGUCGACGUAGAACGGUUUCAGACGAAGCCUCCAGUGCAGGCGUUCGAUCUCGUCACAAAACAGUUCUUCAGCGGCAGAAAUCAGUCGCACAUCACAUACGUCAGCUGUCAAAGCUGGAACCAUCUGAACGAAUCGGAAAGAUCCGGAAUGGCUAUACUUGACGUUACCGUCCCUACCGGCUACAUUAUCCAACAACAAGACUUGGACGCGUACAUUUUAUCUAGAAGGGUCAGAAACUUGCAACGAGCAAAAUACCUAGAAAGAAAAGUUUUGUUCUAUUUCGAUUAUUUGGAUAGCGAACAAAUUUGCAUAAAUUUCACGGUGGAAAGAUGGUAUCCAGUAGCCAAUAUGUCCAGAUACUUGCCUAUUCGCGUUUACGAUUACUACGCUCCAGAACGGUUCAACGAAACGAUAUUCGAUGCUUUAUCUACGUACGUGCUGGACAUCUGUCAAGUGUGCGGCAGCAGUCAGUGUCCAUACUGCCAUAUCUACAACAUGGCUGCCAACGUGCCGGUACCGAUUUACGUCAUUUUAUUCGCGAGUCUCACGUUAGUUGUACGACAUUUACGUUUACAAGAAGUGAUAUCGUAAACGAAUGUACUGAAUAUUUUUUAUAUACACACGGUCGGAACAACUGAAUUUGUAUUAAAAUCUUUAUAAUCCAAAGAGAGUAGCCCAGUUGUUUUGGGAUGUUUUCGGGUUACCAUUUAGUCUCUAGCGACCCUAGUACAAAGUAGUUCCGAGUGCCUAACUGAAGAUUUCAAUACAAAUUUGAUAGAUUUCCAUAUGGAUAUACAUAUGGACAAUUUAUACAGAAACGUUUUUUUACGUUGAUGUUCAAUAUCGAACAAUUCUAUUUUUUCUUAAUUAACUACGAUUUGCGCAUCGAUAAGAAAAUGUUUCAUAUAAAACUUAUGAUGCGUAAACAAAUAUAUUUCAUAUACAACUUUCAGAAUUAAACCGUUAUUUUUACUGAAAGUAUAAGGAUUAUAAAACCUGAUUUAUAUUUUACCUAUCCAACACUGAGCUACUUUAUUAAAAAAAUCAUCUUGUGUUACUCAUCACGUAAGAUGUAUCUUGUACGUGUUCUUCUUUCCAAGUAGUGGUCUUAGUCUAUCCAAGGUGCUGUCUACUUAAUUUCGUGUUCAUCGCUUCAUGAAUCUCAAAACAAUUUUUUAGUGUCUGCGGCAGCUGUAUCGAAUUGUGUCAUAUUUUUUUGAUCAAAGUUUAUUCAUUUUCGAUUUUUUUAUAUCUGAAGAUGUAAUUUGAAAAUAAUAAUGCUAUCGUCAAUGUUAGUACAGUAAUGAUUCUAGCUGUUUAUUUGAGUAUUGCCAAUGUUACAGAUAUAGGUAGAAGAAUAUAAUUACAACUUUGUUAAACUGGAGUUUAUUUGUUUUCUACUUUUUUAGCGAUUCAGCAACAGUUCCCGUAUAUGAUUCCCCUGAACAUUUAAAAUGUGGUUUAUUCUUUUACACAUUGGAAUAUUUGAUACAGUUUAAGAAUAGUGCUGUAUUUGAACUAGAUAUAACCGAUUAAAGUGGAACCAUUUCUGAUCUGCAUAGCGUAUGGAACCUCAUCAAUAUUGGAGCUUAUUGGUUAUAUGUUCACUUGCACCUAGCUAUUUCUCAUUAAUCUGAAGGUUUUCGGACUUCCUAAAAUGCACUUUUUUUUUGGCGAUGGUUCUAUUACAAGCUCGACCAAAUGAUAACCAACCGUAUUCUUUUCAUAACAAUGACAUUUAAAUUUGUCUUCUGGUUCUGAUUCUGAUCUGUCACAUAUUUAUGUCGUGCAUUUAGUGCGAAUUGCAAUUAUGGAGCAAUAAUCUGUAGUUUUACUGUUUUAGUUUCAGUCUAGUUAGACGUCAUCUAUCAGAUUAGGGUGAGUCACAUACCACGCAAAGUUAACUAGUACCAGCUAGGUACAACUGAACAUAACCUCCCCCAAACGUACCUUAAUUUUUGAAUCAAGUUUAUUUUUUGAAUAUUCUUCUACUGUUUCUAAGGUGUUCGGUUAGUUAUACUCACAAAAGUAUGCAGUUAUUUUGUACAUGACCAAAUACGCUCGAGCCAAUGUUGAUUAGAAUAGGAAUUAUACUGUGCAUUUCAAAAAAAGGUAUUUACUAUUAUUUGAACUGAUUGGGCUGGCGGGCUGGAAUUCGGGGUGAUGAAUUUGAUUUACCAUUUUUUUUUAAUUUCAAUACAAUGUAUCUUAAGAACGAAGAAUUUGCGAAGCUAUGUUUGUAUGAACCUUCUGUCUUAAAAUUACUCAAAGAAUCUUCUGUUAAAUUUAUGACACAAACUUAAUCAACAUAUAUAAUACUUUGAAAGUGACCAUUGAAAAUCUAUUUUUCUGAACGAAAUGGGGGGUCAUGUGAGCCCAUUUUGAAGAUUCUUAUCAGUACCUUAUAACUCUAGAGUAGAAAUAAAAUAUUUCAAACUGGCAAUCUUCCACAAUUGUGCAUUCUUGUACAUGGAAUCGCCUAUAACUCAACAACUAAUCGUCAAAAUGCUAAAUUAAUUAUCAUGUAUCAAUUUCAGCACCCCGAAUUAGAACUCGCUAACUUGACACGGAUGACUUUAUUUGAAAAGCACUGUAUAAUUGUUGUUUUCACAGCUUCACUCUAUUCAUUAUGAACAAUCCAGUGUUAAAUGAAUUUUUUUUUGUAUUGCAGCAGAAAACUUUUUGAGUACAGUACACUUUUUGGCACAUAUCGUAAGAUGAAUCUCAGAUUUUGCUGAUAUUAGCAGGUAAAAUGUAUAAAUAUAUUUUUGUAGUUGUCAAAAAUUUCCGUUGAUCAAAAAUCAUAUCAAAUACUCAGUAAUGUGACCUUUACAAUGUGGCUGAUAUCAGCUGUGAGCGUUGUGCUCGUUUAGUCUCAAAAACAAACCGUCCAAUCGACACCGACUUAGUUGGUGUGCAGCUAGAUAUAGAGGAAAAGCUAUUUAAUAUAUUCUAGUAACUAGUAUUCUAAUAUUCACCAUAUUUCAUUAUUUCACACUUUUAUACUUGAAAAUGUAUAUUCAGUUUUGCAAUAAGAAUAAAGAUCAAUUAGUUUGUGUAGGUUUUAACAGAACGUAGAUAUUAUUUUAACAUUUAUCGAUAUCUUAGUGCUGUAAAUAUGAUUGUUUUAUUUAGGUUUAUCGUAAAAUGGAUAUUGAUUUGCUGUAUUAUCUUAGAAGUAUUGAAAGAUGUUUGUACACAUGUUGAAAG